Molecule: messenger RNA, 658 nt
Organism: Anastrepha obliqua
Lineage: Eukaryota; Metazoa; Arthropoda; Insecta; Diptera; Tephritidae
Gene: RpL21
Product: 60S ribosomal protein L21
Exons: 2
Coding region: 96-575 (159 amino acids)
Biological process (GO): translation
Cellular component (GO): ribosome; cytosolic large ribosomal subunit
Molecular function (GO): structural constituent of ribosome
Source: RefSeq, a predicted model, not a curated record
GACAUGUCGCUAGCCUGGCAGCUCCCUUUCUUUCUCGACUCCAUCUUGGACCGCGUGGACAUAUUUUCCAAUAGGCAACCAAGACAAGCUAAAAUAUGACUAACUCAAAGGGUUAUCGCCGCGGCACUCGGGACAUGUUCUCGCGUCCCUUCCGCAAGCAUGGUACCAUUCCCCUAUCCACAUACAUGCGUGUCUUCAAAAUCGGCGAUAUUGUUGACAUCAAAGGUCAUGGUGCAGUGCAAAAGGGUAUGCCAUACAAAGCUUACCACGGCAAAACUGGCCGCAUUUUCAAUGUUACUCCACACGCCGUUGGUGUCAUUGUAAACAAACGUGUGCGCGGUAAGAUCCUACCCAAGCGUAUCAAUGUACGCAUUGAACAUGUGCAUCACUCAAAGUGCCGUGAGGAUUUCCUGCGUCGCGUUAAGGAGAACGAACUUAAACUGAAGGAGGCCAAGGCUAAGGGUGUAUAUGUAAACCUGAAACGUCAACCUGCGCCGCCAAAGAAGGCGCACUUCGUCAAGCAAAUUGAAGAGCCCAUUCAAUUGGCACCAAUUCCAUACGAAUUCAUUGCCUAAGCGAAGUUAUUUUGAUGUAUUUAAACGCUGUUUUUUAGAAAGUAUGUGAAAAAAAUAAAUAGAAAAAUCUAAUUCUAUGUAAA